CUCUGAUUUUCCACAUCUCUAAUGCACCUAAGAAGUAAACUCGGAUGGUUAUCCGAUCCCGAUCUUAUAAUGUUUUUAUUUGGCUUAAAUGUACAGUAAGAAAUAGAACUGUAUGACGGUGAAUAUAAUUUACAGUGGAAAAGCAGAGGAAAGCCACCAUUCCAUAUUUAAGACUCGUCUGGAAUGUUAACCACAAAAAUAAACAGGCUUCUUGCAAGAACGAAAGAAAUUCCUUGGAAAAUUGCACGUUGUGAUAGAAUCAGCAGAAUUUGCAUGCCCAUUUACACGACCAAAUAAUACCACACUAAUUACCUUGGCUAGCUGAUCCUUAAGACUUAUUGGGAUAAAACAUUACCCAUAAAUAUCCCGAUGGUGUCGUCUAUAUGCCGUGCUUGCCUGGGGCCUUCAGAAAACAUGGUCAAUAUUUUUAAAAGGACGCGGGGACCAAGAGUUUCCAUUGCGAAUAUUAUUUCUGAAUGCACUGGACUUACAGUUAAAAGGGGUGAUCAAUAUCCAGACGCCGUUUGUCCUUCCUGCCUGCAGGAUGCGAAAAACGCUUUCGAAAUAAAGCGAACUUAUGAAAGGAGCUAUAAGUUCUUCUGCCAGUUAAAGAAGGAUUCACAGGUGGAGACCAAUAGGAACCAAUGCCAAACGAGGAACGAGUCUCUAGGACAAGACCUACUCGUGACCGACGAUUUCAAGGACACGGACUCAGAUGAUGAUUACGAUGUUGAAGAUGAUUUGCAAUCGGAUACUAACGAUGAUGAGGAUUAUGAACCUCGGAUUGUUGAUGGUGAGCAUAAAUGCUCUCAGUGUUCAAAGACUUUUGUAUUGAAAUCAAAACUGAAAAUUCACUUAAAAACGCACUCAGGGGAAAGACCAUUUAAGUGCUCCCACUGCUCAAAAGUUUUUCACCGAAAUUCGUAUCUUCAGCGACACUUAAAAUACCAUGGAGAACGGCCGUUCAAGUGUACCCACUGCCCAAAGACCUUUGCCGAAAAUGCAACUCUUUUGAAACACUUGCGUAUUUACACAGGCGAGAAACCUUUCAAAUGCACCUACUGUUCAAAAUCUUAUAUCCAAAAUUCAAGCCUGAAAAUACACUUGAGAACUCACACUGGAGAACGACCGUUUAAGUGUUCCCACUGCCCGAAGUCCUUUGCGCUAGAUGCAAGUCGUAAAAAACAUAUGCGAAUGCACACCGGAGAACGACCUUUCAAGUGCACUCACUGCUCGUCGGCUUUUACCCAGAAACAACAUCUACAAAAGCACUUGCGGAUCCACACAAGAGAACGACCGUUUAAGUGUUCCUAUUGCCCAAAGACUUUUGUACUGCAUCAAGAUUUUCACGACCAUUUACCAAUUCAUAAAGGAGAACGAAUGUUCAAGUGCAGCCAGUGUCCGAAGGCUUUUACAAGGAAUUUACAUUUAGAGAUACACUUGCGAUCGCAUACAGGAGAAAGACCGUUCAAGUGCACACACUGUUCAAAGACUUUUACAUCGGAGGCAGUUCUUCGCGAACACUUGCGUGUCCAUAGUGCAGAGCGACCAUACAAGUGUACCCACUGCUCAAAGUCUUUUAAACAUAAGUCAGUUCGUCAAACCCACAUGCGGAUACACACUGGAGAACGACCAUUCAAGUGUACCCAAUGCCCAGAAACUUUUAUUUCGAAUUCAGUUCUUCAGUUUCAUUUGUGUACCCACACAGGAGAACGCCCAUUCAAGUGUACCCUCUGCCCAAGAGCUUUUAUCCAGAAAUCAAAUUUUAAAAAACAUUUGCAGACCCACACAGAUGAACGACCAUUCAACUGUACCCAAUGCAGCAGGACUUUUAGACAGGAAUCAGUACUUCGGGUUCACUUAAAAACUCACACAGGAGACCGACCGUUUAAGUGUACCCAGUGCCCGAAAACUUUUAUUAUGAAAAAAGGUUUUCAAGAUCAUUUACGGACCCACACAGGAGAGCGGCCAUUUAAGUGCUCUCACUGUUCGAAGUCUUUUAACACGGGGUCAAUUCUUAAGCGACAUUUGCGUAUACACACUAAAUAGAUUUCAUUCCAAUGUACUCACUGCCCAAAAUCUUUUACAGUAAAUUCAUCUUUUGAACGGAACUUGCGAUCACACAAAUCCGGAACCUAAUUUCUAUAUUGUACGUAGAUCUAAGUUAUACAUGUGUUAUGAUCAUGAUCAUAACUUGUUAUAAUAUAUAUGUAAUCUUUCCAUUUAGACGCUUGUUACUAUUAUAUAUUAUAUUACCUAAGUUCGUUUUUCCAUUAUAAUCUGUUUACUUAUUGCUUAAAAUGUUAAAAGUUUAAUCAACGGAAUGGAUUGACACAACGUAAAUAUGGUGUACCACAGGCUGAUGCCCUGUUCCCAGGCUGACUCAUGGCCAACUGCGAAAUAGAUUGGGCUGUAAAUUGGAUUACACAUUUUUAUUUAUAAAUAUACGGUCUGAUAAAUAGAAAAAAUACAAGUGUUUAAGGUGGGGACUUUUGGGCUACGGCUUCAACCGGGUGGCUCUCCAUGUGCCGAAUCACUUCUUAUACUCCGCCCAAGAGUAGCGGAAGGAGCGGAUCAUGUGGAUAAGGCUGCAAAUACAAAUCUGGUAAAAAUGGCGGGCAGUAUUUCUCGGGCGGAAAACACAUAGUGGUUUAAAUGAGACAAGGACGGCACAGAGACAAUCACCAGACGAUGACGUAUAUACAAUAAAUCGUUUAUUCGUAGGCAGUUCUUGCAUAAUAUAAAAUAAAUAUGUAUACAGUUA
Drosophila rhopaloa is the source of this 2764-nucleotide messenger RNA. Its product is annotated as gastrula zinc finger protein XlCGF26.1-like. Gene Ontology annotation, cellular component: nucleus. Gene Ontology annotation, molecular function: RNA polymerase II transcription regulatory region sequence-specific DNA binding; zinc ion binding; DNA-binding transcription factor activity, RNA polymerase II-specific. The coding region runs from base 370 to 2049 and encodes 559 amino acids. The transcript is spliced from 2 exons. Gene Ontology annotation, biological process: regulation of transcription by RNA polymerase II. NCBI's taxonomy places the organism in Eukaryota, Metazoa, Arthropoda, Insecta, Diptera, Drosophilidae. The record is from RefSeq and is a predicted model, not a curated record.